Messenger RNA from Olea europaea var. sylvestris, 783 nucleotides. RefSeq lists its product as uncharacterized. Bases 158 to 709 code for a protein of 183 amino acids. NCBI's taxonomy places the organism in Eukaryota, Viridiplantae, Streptophyta, Magnoliopsida, Lamiales, Oleaceae. The transcript has 4 exons. The record is from RefSeq and is a predicted model, not a curated record.
UUUACACAAUAUUAAAGAUAAUGAGAUUCUGUGCUAAUUACCGAUUCCCCAAUGUUAAACCAUCUUUAGAAUGUGCGAAUAAAAUUUUUUGGCCUUUGAUUCCACCCAAUCAUGACUAACUUUUGAAAGUAGAAAAUCCUCAACCCUCGACCCUCUCAUGGCUGAAGACACAGAGGAUUUGGAUAUAAACAAUCCACAGCGAUAUCCAUCAUUUGUGGAAGUGAUAUGUAAGAGUUCCGGCAAGACCCGGCGGUUUGCGGCGGAUACGGAUGCGGGUUUCGCCGUGAAUUUGAUAAAUAAGAAGCUUCAUAGUGAUGUUAGUGGUGGCGAUGGUGGUAAUAUUCCGUUGGCAUCCUAUAUUGAGGCAGUCAAAGAAGGGGAAGAAGAGGAACCCAUUAGCUUUGGCCCUAGAUCUGUUCUUGCAGACUAUGGGCCCGGUUGGAGAUUGCAAACUGUUGUUCAACAAAAUGGUAGUGUGAUGUAUGAUGUGACUGGAGUACAUGUUCGCCGUGCAAGAGCGCAGAAAGCAGAUGCCAAGGGUGUUGAUGAAUCACAUUCCAUGAAGGGAGCAUCACAAUCGGCUCUGAAUUUUCUGUACGUUGGCAAGAUAUUGUUUGCUUUUCUUCUAUUAUUUGUGUUUGGUGCCAUUUUCACGUUACUUUUGGAAAACCUUCCACAGUUUAUCUUGUAUAUCAACUCAUCAGUAUGAUUAUGGUGUAUUUGACAUGUACUUUUGAAUCCAAGUUUGUACAUUAGUUCAUAUUCUGUAGAUUAUCAUUUCUA